GCUUAUACAGCGGGGGCGGCCAAGUCGCUUGUGUCCACCCCAGGUCUUCUGUGCGCUUCAACCUGCCUGCGAGAUUCCUCUCUCCAUUUUGUACAAGCAAUCGUCAACCCGCCUAUUGGCCUAACUGCCAUAUGAUAGCAGUAUGGUGAACGCCACUGGUCGUGAUGCACAGUCCAGGCGCGUGCGAACGCGGACCGGCUGCUGGAAUUGCAAACGCAGGCGCAAGAAAUGUAAGCGCUGUCAAACCUCAUGAACUGUUUUGGAAAGGAUUUGUUAAUCAUCAACGCGGAGUUCGGUCAGGUGACGAACAUCGUCCUGCUUGUACAGCGUGUACACGAAAUGGCGAGAUCUGCGACCGCGGUGUGAAGUUGGUGUUUCGCCCUGAGAAUGUGGAGUCAGUUUCUAUUGAUCACCCAUCAAUGCAGCAACAAUGCAUGUCGGACCCGCGGCUUCACAAGGAGUUUGAUAUCAUCGACGUAACUGCUGAGGUCACCCGGGAUUAUUGGAAUAAUGAUUCUGAUAUUCCCAAUAGCCCUAGCAUCGCCAAUUCAGCCAGCCGAAUCACUACCCAAACCCCGCGGAGAGACAGAGAAAAUCAAUGGAAUCUUCUCAAUACGGAAACUAGUCAUGUUUCACUACGUGAGAAUGAUAGAGAACUGACCGAGUCCAAUGUCGAAGAUUCAGUCGUCCUUGAUAGAGCAAAUCCAAUUGUGUAUUCUCCUCAUGGGCGGCAUCUACAAAGCGAUACAGGUAGCGGUAUAUCGCCAGGAACGUUCGAAACUCUGAAGUCUGUGGCUGCAGGCCUUCUCAAUCUGGGGCGUUCAUUACCCGUCUCAGAAGUCACUAAUAUAGCCGAAGCUCAGGUUUAUUUAGGGAAUGCGCCGCUCCCAGUGACAAUCAGCCAUGACCUAAGCACAAAUAGUUCGACCACGGAGGAUAUUCAACAAGAUGGCGUCUUCGUGCCUGGCUCUGCGUAUUUUGAGGCCCAUUCUGCUCUUCGAAACCAUACGUUUCACGCAGCUAGGUCUUGCUUCCCAACACGAGGUGGUACACCGAGAGAAUCAAGUGUUGAUGACGAUUGGAACCACCCUAAUGCCCGUACUUUCCCUGUGUAUCCCUCCAAUACACUUGUUAUUGGUGGUGGAGAAGGACUUUCCGUACCUGGAGCUCCCUUCGAUGGGUUGACACCACAAGAAGAACAUGAAUUAUGGAGAAAUUGGGUAGAUGAAAUUGCACCUUGGCUCGACAAGUUUGACAAUCGUCGCCACUUUGGACACUUUCUGCCAACGUUGGCCCAGGAACAUUCACAUUUACGUUUUGCCAUGCUUGCUCUUUCUGCUCGGCAGCUGGAGAGGAAACAUCCGGAGCGAUCUCUAAAGAGUCUAGAUCUAUAUCAAGAAGCCAUUCAUCAACUCGUUCCGCAAUUACAGACCAUAUCGACAACUGUAGUAACAUCUUGCGUGGUCCUUUGUGUUUUAGAGAUGAUGAGCUGUUAGUGCGAGUAUUCCAAAGUCGUGAAAACGCUCUUGACAUUCUCUUUAGGUGCCCCUGAGAUGUGGAGACAACAUCUUGACGGUUGUGCCAGCUUGAUUGAGUCGUCAGGUAUCAAUGGAUUAUCCGGUGGCUCG
This is a messenger RNA of Truncatella angustata, 1628 nucleotides long. RefSeq lists its product as uncharacterized. Gene Ontology annotation, molecular function: DNA-binding transcription factor activity; transcription cis-regulatory region binding. Gene Ontology annotation, biological process: positive regulation of transcription by RNA polymerase II. Gene Ontology annotation, cellular component: nucleus. The coding region runs from base 165 to 1496 and encodes 443 amino acids. The record is from RefSeq and is a predicted model, not a curated record. Lineage: Eukaryota; Fungi; Ascomycota; Sordariomycetes; Amphisphaeriales; Sporocadaceae. The transcript has 3 exons.